CGCAGCUAUUUAAGCCGUUUCCCUCCAGGGGAGCACAAGAGGGGAGAGCAUGGAGCAGGGCCUCGCCCUCCUGCUGGCCCUCUCCCUGGGGCUCCUCCAGCCGGGGCAUGGUCAGCCCCUGCACGUGGAGCCCCCGGAGCCCGAGGUGGCCAUGGCCGUGGGCGCGUCGCUGCAGUUCACCUGCAGCCUGGCCUGUGCGGGCGGGGCGGCCAGAGUGCGGUGGCGGGGCCUGGACAUCGGCCUGGGCGCGGUGCUGUCGGAGGCGGGCAGCAGCGUGCUCUCCGUGCACAACGCCUCGCUGUCGGCAACCGGCACGCGCGUGUGCGAGGGCUCUUGCGGGGACCGUCGCUUCCAGCGCACAGUGAAACUCCUGGUGUACGCCUUCCCGGACCAGCUGGCUGUAUCCCCAGCGACUCUGGUGCCUGGAAGGAACCAGGAGGUGGCCUGCACUGCCCACAGCGUCUCCCCAACUGACACACUGUCCUUCUCCCUGCUCCUGGGAAACAGAGAGUUGGAGGGUGUCCAGGCCCUAGGUAGAGAGGAGAAGGAGGAGGACCUCCAGGAGACAGAGGACCUGCUGUUCCGGGUGACACAGCGCUGGCUGCUGCCCCCCCUGGGGACUCCUGCCCCACCCACCCUCCACUGCCAGGCCACCAUGCGGCUCCCUGGCUUGGAGCUGAGCCACCGCCGGGCCCUUCCAGUCUUGCACAGCCAGACCUCGUUGGAGCGCCCAGACCCAACCUCAUCAGAGCCCCCCACCACCACCUCCCCACAGGCCACCCCCCAGCAGGGCUCCACCGGCACCCCCAGGACUGACAGCUCCACUAGGACUUGCCGCCCAGAGAUCCACUGGUCUCUGGAGCCUGCACUGGAUGGAGAGGUCAGCUGGGAGCUGCUGUGUGAGGCGGCCUGUGGCCCUGGCAUGACCGUGCACUGGACCCUGGCUCCUGGGGGCCUGGCAGCCUACAAGAGGAGGGAAGCAGGGGCUCAGGCAUGGCUGAGCCUGCCUCCAGACGGCUCCAGAACCGAGGGCUUCUUCCAGUGUCGCCUGGACCCGGGCGGCCAAGUGGUCAGCCUCUAUGUGCCCAUCCAGAAGGUGAUCCCAAAAACCUGUGAGUUCUGAUGCCUGGGAAGGAGCCGGGAGGGGCAGAGUCUCUGGAUCAAAACUUUAGGUGAGAAACUGCAGGGUCAGGCUCUGUCCAGGGGCUUCCCCUGGCUGCAGCUUCUAGGCUGAGGCCAGGGGUGGCCACUGUGCUCCAGGCCUGGGUCCCACCCCCCGGGGGGGGGGAUCAAAAAGCAAAAACGAGUGUGAUGAGUAGAUUUCCAGGGGCCCAAGAUGUUCCAAACCUCAUCAUCUCGAUGCAUAAACAUGAGAGUCUGAAUCUAAUAUUUGACGCACGUUCUUUAGCUGUGGUUGGACACAGACCUUGAUUCCUUGGUUUCUGUGCGGUGCCCAGGGUGGAACCCAGGGCCUCACACGUGCUGGGCGGGCGCCCUGCCGUGAGCCACCCCCCAGCCCCGGCUUUUCUUUCUAACGCUCUGCAUUUCCACACUGCAUGUCCCGAGGCAGGGUACGGGUCAGCGCGCCGGCCAGCCGCACGGCACGUGCAGAGGCGCUCACCAGCCGGCCGCUGGGAAC
This is a messenger RNA of Ictidomys tridecemlineatus (thirteen-lined ground squirrel), 1639 nucleotides long. Lineage: Eukaryota; Metazoa; Chordata; Mammalia; Rodentia; Sciuridae. The record is from RefSeq and is a predicted model, not a curated record.